Messenger RNA from Dictyostelium discoideum AX4, 570 nucleotides. RefSeq names its product ADP-ribosylation factor-related (gene arrH). Gene Ontology annotation, cellular component: Golgi apparatus. Gene Ontology annotation, biological process: establishment of cell polarity. The record is from RefSeq and is a predicted model, not a curated record. NCBI's taxonomy places the organism in Eukaryota, Evosea, Eumycetozoa, Dictyosteliales, Dictyosteliaceae. Bases 1 to 570 code for a protein of 189 amino acids. Gene Ontology annotation, molecular function: GTP binding; GTPase activity. The transcript has a single exon.
AUGUUAUCAGAUUUUUUCAACAAUUUAGCAUCAUUUUUUAGUAACAUAUUCUCAUUAUUUGAAGGUAAAAAACAAACAAGAAUAUUAAUGAUUGGACUUGAUGGUGCAGGUAAAUCAACACUUUUAUAUAAAUUAAAAUUGGGUGAUAUUGUUUCAACCGUUCCAACGAUUGGAUUCAAUGUUGAAACCAUUGAAUAUAAAAAUUUAUCAAUGACAGUUUGGGAUGUAGGUGGUCAAUAUAAAAUCCGUGCCUUAUGGAAACACUAUUACCAUGGUACAAACGCAAUCAUCUUUGUAGUAGAUAGUACAGAUCGUGAAAGAAUGGAUGAAGUUAAAGAAGAAAUUGACACUCUUUUAAUUCAAGAAGAAUUAAAAGGUAUACAAAUAUUAAUAUUUGCAAAUAAACAAGAUAUGAAUAAUGCAAUGAAUACAUCAGAAAUUGUAGACUCUUUAAAUUUAAAUUCAAUUAAAGAUAGAAAAUGGUAUGUUCAACCAUGCAGUGCUAUUAAAUCACCACAUGGCAUCUAUGAAGGAUUUGAUUGGGUUGCAAAUUCACUCAAUAAUAAAUAA